Messenger RNA from Periconia digitata, 2124 nucleotides. NCBI's taxonomy places the organism in Eukaryota, Fungi, Ascomycota, Dothideomycetes, Pleosporales, Periconiaceae. The record is from the annotation of a GenBank genome assembly.
UCCAUGAUGAGGAACUACCAUAGACCCAUCUUACCAGGGCCUGCACCGCCUACACCCAAUCGAGGUCCACCCCCUGCCAAACGGAGACGCACUGGUGUCGCUUGCAAGACCUGUCGGCAGAAAAAGUUGUCUUGCACCGGCGAACACCCAGCAUGUUCUCGUUGUGUCCAGGCCAAGGUUGAGUGCGUUUAUGUCUCAGCAAACGAAAAUAAACUGUCGGAGCCCAACGAUUUCGUACAACACCUUUUGGCUUUGCCGGAACCUGAUGCUGUAGAGAUUCUUCGACGACUAAGGAUGACCCGGAAUGUUUCCAAUGCUAUUUCCUCUUUCAAUGGCGCUGCUCAUGCAUCCAUCAGACCGUCUGACCUGACUACAGCUCGUGCGAUACUGCCACCCACUGCUUCUGCCCUAGAAUUCGAACUAGGCAUGCUCCAUCACUCGGUUUUCCCGGUUCUGGUAUCAUUGGACGUCACAAGCAUCGAAAAGAGGCGCUCUCCUCAAGCCAUAGGACAAGCUUCUCCAUCUGGCCCAAGUACCGCCAAUGAAGACAACACCGCCCAACUUUCGCUCACCACUGGCCCUCCAUCACCCAUUCAAGGAACUUCAUCUUUGCGCAAUUCAACAAUAUCUGGACCCCUCGAGGACCGCCAUUAUUGUGACCCCAGGUUGAACAAGCUCAAAAUCGAUUACUGGACCAAAAUUCCCAUCAGCGAUGAAUUUGCCGCUUCUGUUCUAUCUUAUCACUUUGAAACAUAUCAUGCCAUCUUUGGCUGCGUAGAUGUUGACCUCUUCAUAGCCGAUCUAGUCGAUCAUAAGCUCGACUACUGCUCACCGUUCCUUGUUUCUGCCAUCAUGUCUUUAGCAUGUCAAUCAUACAGCACUUUCGAUAUCCGCUCAUCUGCAUUCAUUGUCCCGUUCAUACAAGAUGCCGAGAAGCUAUGGAAAGCCGAACGCAUGUCUGAUAGCCCAAAGAAUCUCGCCGCCCUAUGCUAUCUGGCCUUGGCAUGUACUGCGCAUGGUGACGAACAGCUGAGAUUUGACUCAGUGGUUGAGAUACGUGCCAUGGCAAAGAGAAUGGCACUCAUCGAUGUACGGCCAAGCGACAAUGUCAUUGAGAAAUUCCACCAGCUUCCCGUGGAAAAAAUCAAGGAGAUGUCUCACGCUGCCUGGGCAGUAUACGGAGCAUUAUCAUUUCUAGGACUCUACUUCCCGGCGCCGCCUAUUUCGUUCCCCCCAUCACUUCCUGUCCCCGGGAAUGCCGGCGCAUCCACUGGCUCACUGGAUAUUGUAUGGCCACCUCAUCCGCUUCCACUUUAUAUGGGACGGACUUUUUCCACGCUCAGCGGGCUCUGGAUCAUCGUUCAGGAAAUCAACUCGAUGUUUUUUUCCUCCGACGACAAGCCGGUAGCCGAAAGAGUUCCCCUAUCCUUUAUAGAAUCGAAAUGUCAAAAACUACUCGCCUGGGCUGAUACUCUCAGCAAGGAAAUGCUCCGAGAAGAACACUCCACCAGCCAUGUGUUUUUCUUCCAUGGCGUUUAUCAUUUCGCUAUGCUCGCACUGCUGCGGCCACUGGCGAGGAUGCCAAAAGACCAGCAGCUCCGCCUUGGCUCCUUUUCAUCUCCCGACGCAACGCCCUCGGCCCUCUAUUCGGCAUCCAUGAACCAGCUCAAAGCAAUCACGGUCGCCUUCUGCGCCGACCCAACACCAGGGAUCGGAAAUGUAUGGUUCAACUGCGUCGUCGUAGAAGUCGCCAUUGACUUGAUCAAGAACCCUGUCAAAGACGCACAAUGGCACUUUUACUUCAAAAUCUGCUUCGAGUACUGGAUAAGGGUAUGCGUAAGAUACCGGACUUACUUGGCAGUCACUCAUGCGAUGCUUUCAAUGGCAUUGAAUGCGGGAGUUGUCGACUAUGACUACGUGGCGCGCGUGAAGAAAGACCUGCGGACUGCUGCGCCGCAUUACGCGCCCAACGGCGCGAGGUCCAGUGCCAGGUUGACCAUGGAGUCUGCGCUUGCCGGUGUGGAGGAAGCGAGCGUCGAUAAUCUUGCUACGCGGCUUGAUGAGCUCUCCGUGUUCUAUGAGUUGACGAAUCUGGAAGAACAAGGCGAAGAUGACUGCAACUGA